Molecule: messenger RNA, 539 nt
Organism: Suillus subaureus
Lineage: Eukaryota; Fungi; Basidiomycota; Agaricomycetes; Boletales; Suillaceae
Exons: 6
Coding region: 1-408 (135 amino acids)
Source: RefSeq, a predicted model, not a curated record
AUGCGUUUCUCCUUUGCAAUCGUCCUCGCCGUCGCUGCAUCGUCAAUCUCUGCAACGCCCAUCGACGCUAGCGCCCAGAGAUGUCCCCUCUUUUGCUGGAUUGACAUAAAUUGCAAAGACUGCACUUGGGGGCUUUGCAAAUUUCCUUUCUGCACAAGCCGUCAGGAAAACAUCAGCAUCGGUGACUGUCGGUCCUUUGCAGACGGGCCUGAGCCUUUAGAUCGUAAAAUUGAUUUGGAUAGGCACACUCGAGGAGGAGCGGGAAUGGUUGCUCGAAAAGAAUCAAAAGACGACCGUGGGGCGUCGGAGUCGGUGCUUGCGCAGGGGAGGUACAUCCCGUUCAUGGGUGUUUUUGGGACUGAUAAAAUCGUACUCUUCUUCCUCUUCAUAAGCAUCGGUGAUAUCUGAGACGCCUUCGUCAUCUGCGCAGACGAUAGAGAGGGCCUUAGUUGUGUACAGAGGGCGAAUGCUGAUGCGCUUGGAUCUCCGACCGUGAGUUGGGAGAGGUAGCUUAGUAAAGUCUUCGUCGUCUGAGUGCU